Molecule: messenger RNA, 1055 nt
Organism: Dipodomys ordii (Ord's kangaroo rat)
Lineage: Eukaryota; Metazoa; Chordata; Mammalia; Rodentia; Heteromyidae
Gene: Sapcd2
Product: suppressor APC domain containing 2
Exons: 7
Coding region: 1-792 (263 amino acids)
Source: RefSeq, a predicted model, not a curated record
AUGGCGCCUGAGAAGGAGCGAAACCAACCUAGCUCCCCAGUGAAGCACUGCAAACCACGCAGAACACCCCCAGCUUCUGUACCCAAGGGUCCUGUGCGGGUCAGAGAGGACCCAAGGCCCACCUCACCCAUCUCAUCCCUGACCUUUGACCUAGGAGCCUUUGAGAGCCUCCAAGGCGCAGAGGUCUGCAGGGCCCUGGGGGCAGGCGAGGGGGACGCGCGGCGGGCCCCGAGGGCCCGAGGUGAGCGGCGGAGGCACACGAUCACCAGUGGCAUGGACUGUGACCUGCUGAAGCAGCUGAAGGAGCUGGAGCAGGAGCAGGAGGUGCUCCUGCAGGGUCUGGAGAUGAUGGUGCGGGGCCGGGACUGGCACCAGCAGCAGCUGCAGCGUGUGCGGGAGCGCCAGCACCGCCUGAGCCGCGGCCGAGCCGGGGACGACCUGGGGGCUGCGGGGAGUCCCCGCCCACUGGGGCAGCUGCUUCCCAAAGUGCAAGAGGUGGCCCGCUGCCUGGGGGAGCUGCUGGCGGCCGCCUGUGCCGGCCGGGCGGCGCCCUCGUCCUCAGGGGCCCUGUGCUCCCCGCCGGCCCCCAGCCCACCUUUGGCCCCAAGCUGGCAGCAGCAGACCAUCCUCAUGCUGAAGGAGCAGAACCGGCUCCUUACGCAGGAGGUGACAGACAAGAGUGAGCGCAUCACCCAGCUGGAGCAGGAGAAGUCUGCCCUCAUCAAGCAGCUCUUUGAGGCCCGGGCUCUCAGCCAGCUGGAUGCUGGUCCUCUGGACUCCACCUUCAUCUAGCUGGACGUGUCUCACUGGGAUGCGCGAAGGUCACCGCUGGCCUGGACACCGGCCAUGAGUGGGCGCCUCGGUCCACCCAUGGCCAGCCUGUUCCGGCCUGAGGUGCGGGUCUCGGUGGGACUGUGUUGCUCCAGCACAACUUGAAGCUGCUACUGCCACCUAGUGGACAGCGGGCCCACCUGGUGUUUACCAGUCCUCAGGUGGGAGGGGCAUGUUUACAGCUCUCCUGUCCCCUCUGUCUGACCAGGCCCCUGGUCCCUAGU